This is a messenger RNA of Microthlaspi erraticum, 978 nucleotides long. The record is from the annotation of a GenBank genome assembly. NCBI's taxonomy places the organism in Eukaryota, Viridiplantae, Streptophyta, Magnoliopsida, Brassicales, Brassicaceae.
AUGAACGAAUGCAAAAUGGAGCAAUUUCGAGAGAUUGGAGAGGUGUUAGGAAGCAUAAGAGCGUUAAUGGUGUUCAAGGACAACAUUCAAAUCAACCAGCGUCAAUGCACUCUGUUACUCGACCUCUUCACCGCAGCAUACGAUUCGAUUUCCGAAUCAAUGAGAUCGAAUCUACGCUUCGGAGAGAAGACCACUAAAUGGAAGAUUCUAGAACAACCCUUGAGGGAGCUUCUAUGGGUGGUGCGAGAAGGGGAGGCUUACGUUAAGAUGUCGUUAGAGCCUAAACUUGGUUUUUGGGCUAAAGUUAUCUUAUUACAACACAAUAGAGAUAGCACAGAGCUUCACAUUCAUAACUUGCUCUCUUGUCUACCGACCAUCAUCGAGGCUAUUGAGCUGGCGAGUGAGGUUUCAGGGUGGGAUGAAGAAGAGAUGAACAAGAAGAGACUAAUGCAUUCCAACAAGUACAUGAAGCAAUGGAAGGACUCUCAGAUGUUUACGUGGAAGUUCGGGAGAGAGUAUUUGGUGACCGAUGAUCUCUGCAGUCGGUAUGAGAGUGCUUGGAGAGAAGACAGAUGGAUUCUAACGAAGCAGCUUCAGGAGAAGAAGCGUCCCGGUUCGAGCAAACACGACAGGAAGAUGGCUGAUUUCGUUUUGAAGAACUUAAACGAGAGUCCAGAGCUGUUUCCGUCUUGUAUUCUGGUUAGCACGAAAGAUUACCAAGUGAAGAAGAGAUUAGGGAACGGGAACGGAAGUCAGUACAAGGAGAUUAGCUGGUUAGGGGAGAGCUUUGCGCUUAGGCAUUUCUUUGGGGACAUCGGUGCUUUGCUACCUCAGGGAACGCCGCCGUCUAUUAGAGACUUGCAGGUGAUGAUGUGGCUCGGAGCUUUGACUCUCUUUCUCGCCAACUUCGCUUCCUCCGCCAGAUUACCGAUCGUCGAAGCCACCGCCGAUUCCGUCGUCUUCAUAUCCUCCAGCUAA